Apis florea (little honeybee) is the source of this 5974-nucleotide messenger RNA. RefSeq names its product homeotic protein female sterile. NCBI's taxonomy places the organism in Eukaryota, Metazoa, Arthropoda, Insecta, Hymenoptera, Apidae. Gene Ontology annotation, biological process: chromatin remodeling; regulation of DNA-templated transcription. Gene Ontology annotation, cellular component: nucleus; chromatin. The record is from RefSeq and is a predicted model, not a curated record.
GUACGAGACUCCAGGAAAAUGUCGGUGGAGCUCGGUACGGGGCACUGAUACGAUAUUAGUGCGAGAGAUCGACGUCCGCAUUCGUAAGUGUGGAACUAGUUGGUCGGGCCGCGUCCGCGUUCGUCGCGUAUGCGAACCGAGCGCUCGCGCUCGCACGAGUGAGAGUGAGUGAGUGAUACGGUGGGGCACACUCGGCGGCGGCCAUAACACCGACCAACCAAACUAGCAAGCAGGGAGAAAGCGUAGUGCGAGUGUCCAAGACGUAGUGGUAGUGUUUUUCGAUAGAAUUCCUGUGAAAAGUGGACUUCCAUUGAUCAGAUGUUGCUAAUGUCGCGAGUCUUGGCUGGAGGUACGGAGUCUCACAGCAGUGUACAGGGCUGACAUUCAAAGUACUACCAUUUGGUAGGCUUGAGUAGUGUUAUGCCUCCACGGCACCAAUCUCCCUGGUUGCAGCGCAAUCAUCUUGGCAAGCAAUUAGUGAGCUACCAUGCUCAAUUCAGAAUAUAUCCUUGCCAUCUCAAUUGUUGAUGAAGCCUCAUAGCGUCAAGCAUCAACGUAAGGCAGUUACCUGCUGCAUAGCAUUUAUGUACCAUAUAUGUCGGAAAGAAACGAAGCCAAGAUGCAGCAGGUGGACACUAUCUCGCAAAAUAAUUCGUUAGAUGUGGAGGAGCGAGAAAGGCUGUGUAAUAUACCGAAGACAAGUGCACCUGGUAAGACAUCGACUACACCAGCAACUCCUGCAAAGGAGCCACCACCACGUGAUGAACCACCCGUGGAACCGGUGAAUGGUGUAGUCCAACCACCUGUUGUGCCUCCACCUAAUCGUCCAGGGCGUGUAACCAAUCAACUACAAUUUCUUCAAAAAGGUGUACUCAAACCAGUAUGGAAGCAUCAAUUUGCGUGGCCUUUUCAACAACCUGUAGAUGCCAAAAAACUCAAUUUGCCAGAUUAUCACAAAAUUAUAAAGCAACCAAUGGAUUUGGGUACAAUCAAAAAACGAUUAGAAAAUACAUAUUAUUGGAGUGGAAAAGAAUGUAUUCAAGACUUCAAUACCAUGUUCACCAAUUGUUAUGUUUACAACAAACCUGGAGAAGAUGUUGUGGUUAUGGCACAAGCUCUCGAAAAAUUGUUUCUUACCAAGGUUGCACAAAUGCCAAAAGAAGAAGUGGAGCUCGAACCUCCUGUUCCAAAGGGACCCAAAGGUAAAAAGGCUGGCAAAGUUGGAGCACCAGUAGGCGGCGUAGCAGGAGGUGCGGGAGGUACAGGUCGAGGUCGACCUUCUUCUGGUGCAGCUGCAGUUACUUCCAGUGUACCAAAUAGUCUAACGCCUUCAGCUACUUCAGCUGGGACAACAGGUGUAAUUCCCAUGCCUCCUCUUGGCACCCAAGCACCUGCAUCUGUACCUGGGAGCACAAAUACAACUACUAUUGCUCCUCCAUCAAGUAUGGGAGUUAGUCCCAUGGCUACACAUAAUUCUUUGCCUCAACAAGUGGUCCCUCCAACUAGUGGUUACCAUGCACAACCAGCAAUGGAUCCACAAGCAGCUUCUGCUGUACCUCCUCCUCCACAAGUUCCCACUGCACCUACGGUAAUGCCUCCAUCCCAACCAGCAAAACUUAAAAAAGGAGUGAAGAGAAAGGCUGAUACUACGACUCCUACUGCAAAUUCUUUUGAACCUUUAUAUAAACUGGAUCCUAAAAAUGCCAAAAUACCUACAAGGCGAGAAUCUGGCAGACAAAUAAAAAAGCCAACGAGGCAAGCGGAAGACGGCUUAGUGCCAUUCCAUCAGCCUAAUAUGCCCCUGAUGGGGGCAAUGGCCCAACAGCCUCAACACACAACUGGAAAGUCUAAAGAAAAACUUUCAGAAGCUUUGAAGUCUUGUAAUGAGAUUUUAAAGGAAUUAUUUUCGAAAAAACAUUCGGGAUAUGCAUGGCCCUUCUAUAAGCCAGUUGAUGCUGAACUCUUAGGUCUUCACGAUUAUCAUGACAUUAUAAAAAAACCAAUGGAUCUUGGUACUGUAAAGACAAAAAUGGAUAAUCGUGAAUAUAAAACAGCACAAGAAUUUGCUAGCGAUGUGCGACUCAUAUUUACUAAUUGUUAUAAAUAUAAUCCUCCAGAUCACGACGUUGUAGCAAUGGCUAGAAAACUCCAAGAUGUGUUUGAAAUGAGGUACGCAAAAAUCCCGGAUGAACCAAUGGGAAGUAUAGUAGUGAAAGGUAGCAGUAGUAGUGCCAGUAGUUCCGGAUCCGAAAGUUCUUCUGAAAGUGAUGAUUCAGACGAAGAACGUACUCAAAAAUUAGUUGCUUUACAGCAGGAGCUGAAAGCUAUGCAAGAACAAAUGAGAAAAUUAGUAGAAGAAAGUGGUAAAAAGAAGAGUAAAAAGAAGAAACCGGAUAAGACAAAGUCAAGGCCAAUGGGCAAUAAGAGUAGUAGUCUUGUUGCCAGUCAUACUGGUGCCAUGAAAGAACUAAUGAAACCAAGUGGUGGAAUUCCAAGUGUCUCUGAUAGUGUUGGUGCUAGUAUAGCCAGUGUUGCAAUGGGAGGUGAUUUGAAAAUGCCAGGUGGUAUGGGUGGUGAUCUUCAUCAUCCAGCAAUAGCAGUAGGACCUAAUAAAACUCAUGCAACAGGAAGUAUGAGUCAUCAUUUGCCAACAGCGGCAAAUGCUAAGACAAAAGGUGGAAAAGGACGAGGACCUGGGAAAGCUGCAACAACAAAUACUACAAAUAAAAGGCCAAAAGCAAAUAGUAGAUCAGCUGGAACUAAAAAGAAGAACGCUAGUAGUCAACCACCACCAAUUACGUUUGAUUCUGAAGAUGAGGAUAAUGCUAAACCAAUGUCUUAUGAUGAGAAAAGACAACUUAGUUUGGAUAUUAAUAAAUUACCUGGAGAUAAAUUAGGACGAGUUGUGCAUAUAAUACAAUCUCGAGAGCCUUCAUUGAGGGAUUCUAAUCCAGAUGAAAUUGAAAUUGAUUUUGAAACAUUAAAACCAUCCACAUUGAGGGAAUUAGAGAGCUAUGUUGCUUCAUGUCUUAGAAAAAAGCCACAUAAAAAAGUUAGUGGUAAAUCUAAAGAUGAACAAAUGGCAGAGAAAAAACAGGAACUCGAGAAGAGGUUACAAGAUGUUACAGGGCAAUUAGGCAAUGUUAAGAAAACCGCUAAAAAAGAAGACAGUAGUAAAUCAGUCGAUGUAGUUGGGACAGGAGGAGCUAGUGGGCCUUCACGAUUGUCAGCGUCAAGCAGUAGUAGCAGUGAUAGUGAUUCCAGCAGUAGUUCACUUUCUUCGAGCUCCAGUGAUUCAAGCGACAGUGAAGCAGAGAAACAAAUUAGGCACUAUAUUAUGAUACACACGGGAAACAAAUGCAGACAAUGUGUAUUGGUGGCUGGAUUUGCAAAUCCACUUUCUAAGGCACCUACAUUGAAUCAUACUGGAGGUCUUUUAAUGAACAAUCAACCCCCAACAAAUUCUACGGGACCAAUUACAAAACCAGCUGUAACUCAAUCUAGUAAUGUUUCUUCAGAACAAGGUGGCAAUAGUCAACAAUCUGUAGCAGUAGCUGCUGUUACAGCUGGUCAAGGAAUGCCUGUAGCGAGUCACACGUCUAUGCCCGCUCAACCUCCUCGAUCUACAGCUAUGGCUACAGCUGCUCCUGUAAAAAAACCUACACCGCCACCACCAACUACAUCCAACCCACCAACUCCAUCAGUAUCUGUACCAACUCCACCACCAAGUGUUACACCUACAAAUACGAAUUCUAUAGUAGCUUCACCGGUUGUGCCUCAGCCACCACAGCCACCUACAUCUGUUAGUUCCUUUUCAAAUACAAACACUCCUGUACCUACAGAUGGGACAACUUUAACUCAACAAUCAGAUCUUUUACAACCAUAUAAUACUCUAGCUCCUGUGCCUACUACACAAACAUCGUUGGAACAAAUGUCAUUAAAAAAAAAACCGCACAUACCAAUGAUUCAGACACCACAUACAACAACUAAUAACACCAAUUUAAUACUGCCUGAUAUAAAAACACCAGUGAAUAUGAUGCCUACAAGUAUGGCAUCUAAUUUAAAUUUGGGAAAUAUGACCAUGGCCAAUCUGAAUAUGAAUUUACAACAAGGAUUAGCUACUCAUAUGUCAAUGCACAAUCAAUUGGAAAAUAUGAUAAAUACAACAUCACCAUUGACUAAUAUACAAAAUUCUCACAAUGCUACAAUAUCACAACAGCAUUCCAAUGGAUUUUCUAAUAUUAAGCGUGAGAAUUCUCCGCCUAAUAUGUUAAAUAAUAAUGGCAUAUCUGGUCUUAAUAUGGGAAUGAGUAUGGGUGGAAUAGGUUCAAUUUUUGAUCCUAUGCCCAUGCAAUCAUCUAUGCCAAUGCAAAUGUCGCAAAUUCCAAUUAAAAAAGAAGAGAAAUCAGUAUCAAUUUCUCAAUCGCAAAUGCCUCAAAAGCCUAUGGAUGCCGGAGCUCUUUUUGCAGAGAUGAAUACAGGGAUGCCAUCAAUGAGUAAUCAUUCGAGUUCACAGCUCAUGCCUGAGAAAAAAAUGACACCACCCGAUUCAAAAAAUCCUGUGUCGAAUUUCGCUUCAGCUUUUAAAAAUAAGACUGUAGAACAAAAUGUGAAAAAUGCCUCAUCAUGGUCAUCUUUAGCACAAGCAUCAAGUCCCCAAUCUGCAGCAGGAAGUAGCAUGAAAAGUGCAGCACAGGAUUCAUUCCAAGCAUUCAAAAAACAAGCAAAAGAAAAGCAAGAUAGGCAAAGAGCUUUAUUGGAACAACAAGAAAUGCGUAGACAACAGAAAGAACAAGCAGAACGAGAACGUUUACGACAAGAAAAUGAAAGAAGAAGAGAACGAGAAGAAGAAGAUGCUUUAGAUAAAGUUAGAAAAACUGUUGGUGAUCAACAAGGAAAUGUCAUGACUGCUACGUCAAGAGCAGAAGAAGUCAAAGCCAUUGUUGAUACUGAUAGUAGUAGUCCAAGUCAUUCAUCCAAUCAAGAUAAGGCCGCAGCUGAAAGAGAACGUCAAAGGCUACGAGAGCAAGAACGACGAAGACGUGAAGCGAUGGCCGGACAAAUUGACAUGAACAUGCAAAGUGAUUUGAUGGCAGCAUUUGAGGAGUCGUUAUAAUGUUAUUUGCUGCUCGUUGUAAAUCCACUAAAACCGGGCAAGACUUGGAUGGCGCUGGAUGAUACGAUAAAAACGUAUAAUAUAUACGUCAGUCAAUAACAAAUAAUAAUAAAUAAUGAGAUAAACCGAAAAAAUUCGGUGUAACAAAGUAAACGAUAUAAUGGUGGUGCGAGUUGGGACAUUCCAACAAAGAACCUUAAUGUCAUUGUCCGAGUGGAUCGGAAUUCAAAGAGACAGUUUAUCAAAUAACUCAAACUUGUGUGUAAUCGACGGACACCUAAGUGUGACCUAAUGUAAUUAGAUAAAUACUUACACGACACUUUAAAAAAUAUUACACUGACUAUUGUGUUACAUUUUUCCGGUUUUCAUAAGUUUGUACUUUAUGUAAAUUUCGAAACAAAACAAAAAAAUAUUACACAGAUGAUAAGUGAACGAAAGAAAGAGUAUGCGAGAGAGAGAGAGAAAGAUAGAAUGUAUAAUGUGCGGUCAAGGAAUAGAUGAGUAUGAAAGUGUGAACAGAGUGAAAGUUGUGUACAUUUAGUUAAGUUUUAUAUUUUUCCACAUUCAGUCAUUAAUCGUUGGUAGGAUUACAUAGACAGUGUUUCUGCCAAUAAUACAUAUAAUUAUUAGCAAUUACUAAUAAUUUUAUUGCAGAUUUCUUUCUCGAUUAUGAAUAUACACUAUUUGUAAUCACGAAAUAGGUAGACUUGUUAAGUCAAUAAUAUAGAAAAAUAUAUCUAAUGCGAACAUACAUUGGUGAAUUUAAUCAUAUUGAUCAUUAUGAUAGCCCAGUUAAGUCUAUCUCGAUUUCGAUUGACUUGAGAAUCAAAUCAGGGCCAAUCGGUUGAUUUGAAAAAA